Phoenix dactylifera (date palm) is the source of this 959-nucleotide messenger RNA. The record is from RefSeq and is a predicted model, not a curated record. NCBI's taxonomy places the organism in Eukaryota, Viridiplantae, Streptophyta, Magnoliopsida, Arecales, Arecaceae.
UUAGCCCCUUCCUCGCUAUCAUAUCCCACGAGCUAUCUUUCUCUGUCUCCGUCUAGAGAGAGAGAGAGCUCUUCCUCUUGCCGGCCAUUCAUAUCGAUCGAAGUAUUCCCAUUUUUGCUCCGUGUGGAUAAUCCAGAAACAAAAAGGGAACAUAUGCAUAGAGUGAUGGUGGUUAGAACAUUGAGGAGGCAUUAUGGCUAGCAAACGAAUUCAAAAGGAACUUCUGGAUUUGCAAAAAGAUCCUCCAACUUCGUGCAGUGCUGGACCUGUUGGGGAGGAUCUAUUCCAUUGGCAGGCGACGAUAAUGGGUCCUGCUGACAGCCCUUUUUCGGGAGGGGUCUUCUUUAUUAAAAUUCAUUUCCCUCCUGACUAUCCAUUCAAGCCUCCCAAGGUCAACUUCCAGACCAAGGUUUAUCACCCAAACAUCAACUCCAAUGGCAGCAUCUGCCUUGACAUCCUGAAGGAACAGUGGAGCCCAGCCCUGACCAUAUCAAAGGUUCUCUUAUCUAUCUGCUCUCUCCUCACAGAUCCCAACCCUGAUGACCCUCUUGUCCCUGAGAUUGCCCACAUCUACAAGACACAAAGGUCCCGCUAUGAGGAGACGGCCAGAGCAUGGACCCAGAAGUAUGCCAUGGGCUGACAUCUUCCAAUCUGGAAACAAAAUUGCGAGGUAAAAGAACAUCAUGUUGUGAGAACCAAGACAGUCUAGCCUUUUAUCUUACGAUGCUUGAGAUGGCUUUGCCAGAUGAUAAGAAGUUUGGCAUUGCAUGCUUGUUUCUGUAUACCACUGUGGAAUUGGAUCACUGUGACCUAUAUGAAUUUUGUGUUGGUUUUGUUCUAUACUAAGUACACCUGACAUGUGGUGCAGGUAUUUCUUGGCGUCAAAAGCGUUAAGUAUGUCUUUGAACUAGCUAUUUUCAUGACUCAACUCGAGUCUUCUUGGUAUUUCUUUUGUUUUA